UGUCAUGCCCUAGCAAUAGUAGGCUACAUUUUCAAAUAGAGUGAUAGCCAUAGCCAUGGCUAUUUUCCUGAACCGAAUCGGUCUGUUGUAAAUCCGUCGUAUUAGGCUACAUUUCCUGCACGUUACUGACUGUCUGAGAACCACGAUUUGUCGCCUAUAACAUCUGGACAGUUCAGAGAGUAAACGUUAGCACUGUGUACACUGUUCUUGCAGACCUCACAACUUUACGUCAUUGCAUGACAACAGUGGAGUGAUUGAGCUUCAGAUCUGCUGUGACACAGUCCUCCCUUUCUUUCUUUCAGCAGAGAAGUGAGACCUUAACUGAAAAUGCACCCAGACCUGUCUCCUCACUUACACUCUGAUGAGUGCAAUGAUUUAAUCGCACAGCUUAGACAGUGUCACCAAGAGCAUAAUGUCAUGCGCUUCUUUGGUACUUGUAAUGACAUGGAUCGUGCCAUGCGCCAAUGUCUUAAAAAAGAGUACCAGGUCAAGAGGGAUCGAAGCAAAGCUCAUGCAGCUGAGAUGAAGGAGAGGCUGAAGACAGCCCCCAAGGAGUAUUGAGGAGGGGUGUGCCGGCAUGGAGCCACAGUUGAGACCAUCCAAGCUGUGAUAUCCACUGAAUGCAGGGUCUCUAUGACCAGGCCGUUAGGAAGAGACUCACAUAGCUCACUGAGCUCAUGGUUUCUGGACUGACAAACGUGUGUGUGUGUGUGUGUGUGUGUGUGUGUGUGUGUGUGUGUGUGUGUGUGUGUGUAUGUGUGUGUGUGUGAGUGUCUGUGUAUGUGUGUGUGAGUGCACGUUUGAUGAUGUGAGUUUGGGUGUUGGACCCUCUCGGAUGAAGAGAGAGCCUUCCUGCAGUUUCCCUGCUCAAUGGAGCUUGUCAGAAGCAACAGGACAUUUUGAAUGUAGCACUGCUCCCUCUUGUCCAGGAUUGUACUUGACCUAGGCUAUAUCUGGAUUAAUUUAAAGCUAUUUUAAAUUAACAUUCUGUUGUUGGCUCAGUGCAGUAUCGAUCAGGGAUGUUUAUCCUGCUUGAAAUGCAGUGUGAUGACUUUGGGCAGUUCAGUAAAAAAUAAAAUAAACUCUUUUUUGUGUGA
This is a messenger RNA of Sardina pilchardus (European sardine), 1097 nucleotides long. It is a transcript of the gene cmc2, whose product is annotated as C-x(9)-C motif containing 2. NCBI's taxonomy places the organism in Eukaryota, Metazoa, Chordata, Actinopteri, Clupeiformes, Clupeidae. The coding region runs from base 328 to 561 and encodes 77 amino acids. The transcript is spliced from 4 exons. The record is from RefSeq and is a predicted model, not a curated record. Gene Ontology annotation, cellular component: mitochondrion.